UGAAGACGCGCAUGAGGAGAGAAAAAUUUGUUUGCGGCUUUUUAUGUUGUGAAAAUAGCAGAAAAUGGUAACAAAACCAACGCAAUCGCUGAAUAUAGACAUCAACUUCGAAGAGGAGGAUGUUCCGUACGAGGAGGAAAUUCUGCGAAAUGCCUACUCCGUGAAACAUUGGCUGCGCUACAUAGACCACAAGGCCAAGGCACCGAAUAAUGGUGUUAAUCUUGUCUUUGAGCGUGCCCUAAAGGAACUCCCUGGUAGCUAUAAGAUCUGGCACAAUUAUCUGAGAACCCGCAGGAAGCAGGUGCGCGGAAAGAUACCCACGGAUCCCAUGUACGAGGAGGUCAACAGCGCCUUCGAACGAGCCCUGGUUUUCAUGCACAAAAUGCCACGCAUCUGGAUGGAUUACGGUGCCUUCAUGACCGCGCAAUGCAAGGUGACCCGCACACGUCACGUUUUCGAUCGUGCUCUUAGAGCUCUGCCCAUCACACAGCACGGCAGGAUUUGGCCACUAUACCUGAAGUUUGUACGUAGCUUUGAGAUGCCGGAAACAGCUUUGCGUGUCUACCGUCGUUAUCUGAAACUCUUCCCCGAGGACACCGAGGAGUAUGUGGAUUACCUGCAGGAAGCGGAGCGUCUUGAUGAAGCUGCGCAGCAGUUGGCGCACAUCGUGGACAAUGAGCACUUCGUUUCCAAGCACGGAAAGUCCAAUCAUCAGCUGUGGAACGAGCUCUGUGACCUCAUCUCAAAGAAUCCGCACAAGGUCCACUCCUUGAAUGUAGACGCAAUUAUUCGUGGUGGACUGCGACGAUAUACUGAUCAACUGGGUCAUCUGUGGAACUCUCUGGCGGAUUACUACGUGCGUUCUGGUUUAUUCGAUCGAGCAAGGGACAUCUACGAGGAGGCCAUUCAAACGGUGACCACCGUUAGGGAUUUCACCCAGGUCUUCGAUGAGUACGCCCAGUUCGAGGAACUGUCGUUGAACAAACGCAUGGAGCAGGUGUCUAACAAUGAAGCGGCAACCGAGGAGGAUGAUAUUGACGUGGAACUGCGUCUCUCGCGCUUCGAAUACCUGAUGGAGCGUCGACUUCUCCUAUUGAACAGUGUACUUCUGCGCCAGAAUCCGCACAACGUCCAUGAGUGGCACAAAAGGGUGACGCUAUACGAGGACAAACCCGCCGAGAUAAUCAGCACAUACACGGAGGCCGUGCAAACAGUGCAGCCGAAGCAGGCGGUUGGUAAGCUACACACCUUAUGGGUGGAGUUUGCCAAGUUUUACGAGGCCAAUGGACAAGUGGAGGAUGCCCGUGUGGUGUUCGAACGCGGCACUGAAGUGGAAUAUGUCAAAGUCGAGGAUUUGGCGGCGGUGUGGUGCGAAUGGGCAGAAAUGGAGCUCCGUCAGCAGCAAUUCGAGGCGGCUCUUAAGCUGAUGCAAAGGGCAACGGCCAUGCCGAAGCGAAAGAUCGCUUAUCACGAUGACACUGAGACGGUGCAGGCGCGUCUUCAUCGCUCUUUGAAAGUGUGGUCCAUGUAUGCUGAUCUGGAGGAGUCAUUCGGAACUUUCAAGACCUGCAAGGCGGUCUACGAGAGGAUUAUCGACCUCAAGAUCUGCACGCCACAAAUCAUCAUAAACUAUGGAAUGUUUCUGGAGGAGCACAAUUACUUCGAGGAAGCCUAUCGAGCAUAUGAAAAGGGUAUAUCUUUGUUCAAGUGGCCCAAUGUCUAUGACAUCUGGAACUCAUACCUUAGCAAGUUUUUGGAGCGUUACGGUGGCACUAAACUGGAGCGUGCAAGGGAUCUCUUUGAGCAGUGCCUGGAUCAGUGUCCUCCCGAGCACGCCAAGUACUUUUAUUUACUGUACGCCAAGUUGGAGGAGGAGCACGGUCUCGCCAGGCAUGCCAUGUCGGUCUAUGAUCGCGCCACGUCCGCUGUAAAGGAAGAGGAAAUGUACGACAUGUACAACAUAUUUGUGAAGAAGGCGGCAGAAAUCUAUGGCUUGCCUCGAACCAGGGAGAUCUAUGAGAAGGCCAUUGAAGCGUUGCCCGAACAGAAUAUGCGACACAUGUGCGUCAAGUUCGCCGAGUUGGAAACAAAGCUAGGUGAAGUGGAUCGCGCCAGGGCUAUCUACGCUCAUUGCUCACAGGUUUGUGAUCCCCGCAUCACCGCUGACUUUUGGCAAACGUGGAAGGAGUUCGAGGUUCGGCACGGUAACGAGGACACCAUGCGUGAAAUGCUGCGCAUCAAGCGCUCUGUGCAGGCCACUUACAAUACCCAGGUGAACAUGAUGGCUGCUCAGUUCUUAAACACGAACCAAGGAGCAGCUGCAGAUGCCGGAGCAGGAGCUGGACCGGAUGCUAUGCGUCAGUUGGAGGAGAAGGCCCGCCAAGCGUCAGCCGAGGCCAAACAAAAGCCCGCCGAAAAGGCAGCUUCCAAUAUUAUGUUUGUGCGCGGUGAAACCCAAGGAGGAGCCAAGGAUAAGAAGGAUACGGUGGUCAAUCCCGAUGAGAUUGACAUUGGCGACAGCGAUGAGGACGAGGAGGAGGAUGACGAAGAAAACGAGCCGUCGAAUGAGAACGGCGCCACCGAAGCAGCCACAAAAACCGAUGAGGAAGGCCUUGUAAUGAAGAAACUGCGCUUCGAGCAAAAAGCUAUUCCGGCCAAGGUCUUUGGUAGUCUCAAGCCCUCCAAUCAACGUGACUCCGACGAGGAGUAAAUGGUUAUAUGACUUAUUUUUUGGCGUAAAUACAUGUGUGUCGAAAGUUUUACUAUA
This is a messenger RNA of Drosophila eugracilis, 2767 nucleotides long. It is a transcript of the gene fand, whose product is annotated as pre-mRNA-splicing factor syf1 homolog. Bases 65 to 2710 code for a protein of 881 amino acids. Lineage: Eukaryota; Metazoa; Arthropoda; Insecta; Diptera; Drosophilidae. Gene Ontology annotation, molecular function: protein binding. The transcript is spliced from 3 exons. Gene Ontology annotation, cellular component: post-mRNA release spliceosomal complex; U2-type catalytic step 2 spliceosome; Prp19 complex. The record is from RefSeq and is a predicted model, not a curated record. Gene Ontology annotation, biological process: generation of catalytic spliceosome for first transesterification step; mRNA splicing, via spliceosome.